Molecule: messenger RNA, 864 nt
Organism: Ricinus communis (castor bean)
Lineage: Eukaryota; Viridiplantae; Streptophyta; Magnoliopsida; Malpighiales; Euphorbiaceae
Exons: 6
Coding region: 130-714 (194 amino acids)
Source: RefSeq, a predicted model, not a curated record
GGGUCAGAUUCCAAACGACAUAUGCUUGAGCAGUUACAUUCUUCUUCUGCUGCAUCCCACUUCACCUUUACCUUCAUCUUCGCCAUACAGCAUAAUUGAGCAAGGUCCAUUGACCCUCUUCUUCUUAACAUGAUGAUGCGCAAGUUAGCAGCUCAAUUCAACACUUAUCUGUCUCGAACCAAAUCACCGCAUCUUAAUCAAUCCCGCAAUUUCUCAUCUUCGAAAACAACCACCAAAGAUGACAUUACUACUAUCGAGGAAGAUGCUGAAAGAAAGAUUGGAUGGUUAUUGAAACUUAUGUUUGCUGGGACAGCUACUUUUAUUGGUUAUCAGUUCUUUCCUUACAUGGGAGAUAAUUUGGUUCAGCAGUCUGUUUCACUCUUGCAAGUUAAAGAUCCCUUCUUUAAAAGAACUGGUGCUUCAAGAUUAGCCCGUUUUGCCAUCAGUGAUGAGAAAAGGAUGAAAGUUGUGGAGUUGGGUGGGGCUCAGGAGUUGGUACACAUGUUGGAGGAUGCUAAGGAUGAAAACACUAGGAUAGCAGCUCUAAAGGCUCUUGCUGCUCUUUCAUACUCUGAUGAAGCUGUUGGAGCUUUACAUAAUGCUGGGGCAAUUUCUGUCAUUAAGUCUACUCCCGAUUCUCCUGAGGAAGCAGAGAUCAAGAAUUACAAAUCUAGUCUGCUAAAGAGAUUCCAAGAAUUGAGAUAUGAUAGUUGAUUUUAAGUUGUGACUAAGGUAUAACCUUUACCAUUAUGGGUUGAGAAUACGGUUAGGCCAAAAAGUCAUGUUCACAUUGUAGAACGAGCUCUACUUCACAAAGAGAGGUUUUUGUCCCAUGGAAUAAAAGGAAAUUCGAAUAUUGCUUCA